AUGGCCCGCCCGGAAGGACAGCCGGGGGGCCCCUCCGUGCUCGGUUUGGCGGCCGAGGAUCCCCCCCGAGGAGGGGACAUCUCCUGCCUGGAGCUCUACGGCUUCUCGGCCGGGGUUCCCUUUAGCCAGGGGACCUUCGCUACCGGCCCAGGUCUGCCUCUCUCCCGGCUGGACGAUGGAGAUCCUGAGGAAGAAGAGGAGGAAGAGGAAGAGGAGGAGGAAGAGGAGGAGGAAGGCGGGCGAGCGAGGAGGACUUCGCUGUUGGGCAGACCCAAGAGAAAGCGGGUCAUCACCUACGCACAGCGCCAGGCGGCCAACGUCCGGGAGAGGAAGAGGAUGUUCAACCUCAACGAAGCCUUCGACCAGCUGAGAAAGAAGGUGCCCACCUUUGCCUACGAGAAGCGCCUCUCCCGGAUCGAGACCCUGCGCCUGGCCAUCGUCUACAUCUCCUUCAUGACCGAGCUGCUGGACAGCUGCGACAAGCAAGGGGCCAGCUAG
This is a messenger RNA of Heteronotia binoei (common prickly gecko), 498 nucleotides long. RefSeq names its product Fer3 like bHLH transcription factor (gene FERD3L). Gene Ontology annotation, molecular function: RNA polymerase II transcription regulatory region sequence-specific DNA binding; DNA-binding transcription factor activity, RNA polymerase II-specific; protein dimerization activity. Lineage: Eukaryota; Metazoa; Chordata; Lepidosauria; Squamata; Gekkonidae. The record is from RefSeq and is a predicted model, not a curated record. The transcript has a single exon. Bases 1 to 498 code for a protein of 165 amino acids. Gene Ontology annotation, biological process: developmental process; regulation of transcription by RNA polymerase II.